GGCAGAUAGGCUGUGAUGAGCUAGCGAAAAUAGCCAAGAAUCCCAUACAUCCCAGAGCUUGUGAAAGAACCGAGGGAGAACCAGUCGCUUUAGACUUGUGAAGUAGCUCAACGCGAAAAUGCAGAUCACACUGAAAACCCUCCAACAGCAGACGUUUAAAAUCGACAUUGACGCAGAGGAGACGGUAAAGGCCUUAAAGGAAAAGAUAGAGAAUGAGAAGGGGAAAGACAGUUUUCCUGUCGCUGGGCAGAAGUUGAUAUAUGCAGGCAAAAUCCUUAAUGAUGACACAGCACUCAAGGAAUAUAAAAUAGACGAGAAGAACUUUGUGGUGGUUAUGGUGACAAAGCCUAAAGCGGCCCCCGCUGCUGCUGCUGCUGCCCAGACUUCUGCUGCCACGACAACAAGCAGCGCUUCCUCCAGCACUACAGCUCCAACCGCCCCCUCCGCAGCCUCGUCGGCAGCCGACGCCACCCCCGAAAGUGCCGCAAAGGAGGACAAACCGGCAGAGGAGAAACCCCCCACGAGUACAGCCCCCACUUCUACACCUGCCAGUUCUUCUGCCCCCUCAGCAAAUGUAAACAUAUUUGACGAGGCAACUUCUGCCCUGGUGACGGGUCAGUCGUAUGAGAACAUGGUGACUGAGAUCAUGUUGAUGGGCUAUGAGAGAGAGCAGGUGGUGGCAGCACUCAGAGCCAGCUUCAACAACCCCGACCGUGCCGUGGAGUACCUGCUCACGGGUAUCCCUGCGGAGAGUGAGGGUCAGGCAGGUUCAGACCCUGGGGCUCCGGCAGCAGGAGGAACUCCAGCUGGCUCCGCCGGAGGCCUGUCCUCCCCUACCAGCACAGCCCCAACACAGCAACCUUCUGCUGGGGCCAACCCGCUGGAUUUUCUGAGGAAUCAGCCACAGUUCCUGCAGAUGAGGCAGAUAAUUCAGCAGAACCCCUCUCUGCUUCCAGCCCUACUACAGCAGAUUGGCCGAGAGAACCCUCAGCUACUGCAGCAAAUCAGCAGCCACCAGGAGCAGUUCAUCCAGAUGCUUAACGAGCCUGCCCAGGAGGCGGGGCAGGGAGGUGGUGGGGGUGUGGCAGAAGCUGGAGGUGGGCAGAUGAACUAUAUUCAGGUCACACCCCAGGAAAAGGAAGCCAUUGAGAGGCUAAAAGCCCUAGGAUUCCCCGAAGGACUUGUUAUACAGGCUUACUUUGCCUGUGAGAAGAACGAGAACUUGGCUGCAAACUUCCUUUUACAACAGAACUUUGAUGAUGAUUAAAGGGAGUCAUAGUGAUUUUGAUCUAUAUUUUUUUUUUCUCCUGCUUUUUUUUUUCAAUUGAUCAUAUUGGGAAGAAAAAAAAUAAACACAGGCCUUCAUGUUCUGCAAAAUUUUUACGACAGAUACGACUGCUUGGUAACACUGGAUGGUCAGCAACCGCAGCAUCAAGAGCAGCAGCAUUAUUGUGCAGGAGAGUUUACUGUUUCAACUCAGAUGGGAAAUUAAGUAAAAAACAAAACAAAACAAAAAAAAAACAAAAAAAAAAAACACAACAACAAACUCCCCCCAACUCGCUUCAUCAGAUAUUGACUCUGCCACCUCCACCUGUUCUCUUU
This is a messenger RNA of Chanos chanos (milkfish), 1602 nucleotides long. It is a transcript of the gene rad23b, whose product is annotated as RAD23 homolog B, nucleotide excision repair protein. NCBI's taxonomy places the organism in Eukaryota, Metazoa, Chordata, Actinopteri, Gonorynchiformes, Chanidae. Gene Ontology annotation, cellular component: cytosol; nucleoplasm. The transcript is spliced from 10 exons. The coding region runs from base 119 to 1267 and encodes 382 amino acids. Gene Ontology annotation, molecular function: ubiquitin binding; damaged DNA binding; proteasome binding. Gene Ontology annotation, biological process: nucleotide-excision repair; proteasome-mediated ubiquitin-dependent protein catabolic process. The record is from RefSeq and is a predicted model, not a curated record.